Messenger RNA from [Torrubiella] hemipterigena, 1514 nucleotides. Lineage: Eukaryota; Fungi; Ascomycota; Sordariomycetes; Hypocreales; Clavicipitaceae. The record is from the annotation of a GenBank genome assembly.
AUGCGCAGACUCUCUCUUCCCAACUGCAUCCACGCAUCGCUUUCGUUUCUUUAUUUUUCUUACGUCGAGCCCGGCAAUUCGUUUCCCUGCAGCAUUAUCGGUCCUUUUCAUUGUUCGCUGCAUCUCUAUCCGAGAAGAAUAGUCCCUCCUUCAGCCCACGACUGCGCCUUUAUCUAUUUAAAGCGCCAGUCGGGAACCUCGUAUUCCACUGACUGCGCACUUUUCUUGGUAUUCCUUUUGCUUCGGACUCUUUGUUUCUGUUCAGCAAUCCAGCAUCUGUCAAAGUCUCAGAAUCAGUUUCUCUUUUUUUUAUUUCAGUCUCUAUCAACCGGUAGCCGCCGCUCCGACACGAUCCAAAUGUCGAUCUUGAAUCUCCUUGUCCUUGCCCUGGCAGGACUUAGCGAAGCCACCCGAUCCAACAAGCGCGGCCUCGUCUUCACUCCCAACUCAGAAUGGCCAGAAGACAACAAGGUCUGGACACAAAAGGGUGGUGACUUGACAUGGUACUACAACUAUGGCAGCCGCCCGUCUGCCGCCUUUGCCGAUAUCCCCCAGGAACAGUUUGAAUUCAUCCCGAUGAUGUGGGGAAUUGACAAGGGCAACCCCAACUCGACCGAUUGGCUCAACGAAGUCAAGACAGUGAUUGACUCGGGUGUCAAGAUUACACACGCAAUGGGCUUCAAUGAACCAGAUGGCAAAGCCGAAUGGGGAGGUAGCGACAUCGAUCCGCACCGCGCGGCGAUUGCCUGGGUCGCAAACUUUGAACCCCUGGGCAAGAUGGGCAUUAAGCUUGGAUUGCCUGUGUGCACAGGAUCGCCCGAUGGCCUCACCUGGACGAAACAAUUCAUGGCCAACUGCUCAGAGAUUGUAAGUCAGGGAGGACCCAAGAAGAACUGCACUUGGGACUUUUUGCCUGUGCACUGGUACGACAACUUUGGCGGCCUCAUGUCUCAUAUCGGCGAGCGUCGCGCCAACUUCCCCGGCGCCGAAAUUUGGGUCACUGAGUACGCCCUUGCGCACCAAGACCUCCAGCCCACACAGCAGUUCUACAACCAGACGAGCGAAACCUUCGACCGAGAAACAUACAUUGGUCGCUACUCAUACUUUGGCGCCUUCCGCUCGCAAAAGUCCAACGUUGGCCCCAACGCCACGUUCCUCGACACGAAAGGCAAGCUGACGGAUAUUGGCUCCUGGUAUCUUGGCUUUGGCGCUACUGGCGUCAACCCCCAGAGCAAAGCGGCUAAUCCCAAGGGCUCGCGCGGGCUUGCUCCCACUGCUGUUGCCGGUGCUGCUGCUGCAGGAGUUGUCUUGGCCAAUCUACUGUAGAAUUGUAAUGGCCAUGACAGGUUCCUCGCAGCGCGUGGGGCUCAUGAUAAAAGAAUUGUGUUUAUGGGUAGUUUUAUUAUCUGGCGUUUUGGGAGUCAUAAAUUGAUACAUUGAACCAGACUUGGUCAUAUACGUAUAUACUUCAUAUACACUUCAUAUAUACUUCAUAUAUACUCCAGCUUCUUCUC